Brassica rapa (field mustard) is the source of this 2433-nucleotide messenger RNA. RefSeq lists its product as uncharacterized. Gene Ontology annotation, molecular function: cysteine-type peptidase activity. Lineage: Eukaryota; Viridiplantae; Streptophyta; Magnoliopsida; Brassicales; Brassicaceae. The record is from RefSeq and is a predicted model, not a curated record. Gene Ontology annotation, biological process: proteolysis.
AUGGAUAAACUUGAUUUCCCACAAAGGCUGUAUAGUGUAGGCCAGGAACCUUUUCCGAAUAAAAGCAUUGCCUACUACAGCAAUGACAGCAAGCUCUUCCCUGCUCUUAAAGAAGCACUCGAGGCAGAUGAAUGGGAGGAGCUCAAGAACUCGAGACUUGACUGCAAGAAGAAGUUUGAGUUGUGGAGUCUCGUAGGUGUUGAACCAUUGAGGUUUUCUCUGCAUGAAUUUGAAGAGAUAACUGGCCUGAACUGCGAGUAUGUGAAGAAUCUCGAGAAUCCGUUGGUUGAGAACAUGUCUCGAGAUGAUCGGCUGCGUUUAGGGUAUCUAGCCAUCUACGCUGGCUUCAUCGAAGCAAGAAGAACCUCGUCACCCACACGGGCUAGCCUGGCUAGGUUAGUGAUGGAUCUAGAUGCUUUUGAAGAUUAUCCGUGGGGAAGAGUAGCCUUUAAAUUCUUGAUGGAGUCGGUGAAGGGUGUAGACUUGACAAAGACGUAUGCUAUUGAAGGCUUUGUUCAGGUUCUUCAAGUCUGGGUCUACUGCUGUCUCCCUGAAUUCGGAGCUGGGUAUGGUCUCCCUAUAGAAGGUUCUCCGACCCCACCUCUACUUGCCUUCUUAGGUGCCAAAGGCCAGAGAAGACUCCAGGAGAAUAUCUUGAAACAGACUAAGAACUUUGCUAUGAAGGAUUACUCUGAAAUGUUCCCUCGCUGGGAUGGUGAGCUGGAAGAUGAGAAGGCUGAUAACAUAGUGAAGGCAAUGUUUUCUUCAGGCUGGGCGUGGGAACAAAGUCACUGGCCUCUUGUCGGAACAAAACUGUGGACAAAUGUGAAGGUGGAGAUCCAUCCGAUGAAGACAGAAGCUGGUCAGAUGAUGCGAAGCUUGAAGACAGUGUCCCCUUCUCGCACAGAGUCUGAUGCAGAAUCACGCAAAAAGGCUCGUGAGUCCCCUGGCCUGGAUGUGGAGACCAUGAAAGGAGAAAUAGUUCGUUGGCUAACUGGCCUGACUUCUAAUAUGGUUGAGGGGCUGAGCAGAUGCGAGAACACUCUGAAGACACAAUCCCACAUGAUUGAGGGCCUUACAACUCAAGUGGGAGCUGUUGAGAAGAUGGUGCGUGAAGGUUGGAAAGAAGACCACACCAAAGCUGGUUCAUCUACUGAUGUACCUGAGGCAAACAAAUCUGAUGGAGACAAAGCUAAGAAGGACAGCGCUGAAGGAAGCAAAGGUGAUGAAAGCAAAGGUGAGGAAAGCAGAGCCGAGGAAAGUAGAGCCGAGGAAAGCAAAGCUGCGGAAACAGCUCCCAAAGGAAUGACAACAAGAGCCAAAGCUAGAGACACCCAAGCCACUGUGAGUGAGAGCGAAAAUGAGAAUGGAGGCAUAAGUGUGGUUGUAGUAGAUAAAGAACAAUCACACAUUGAUUAUGGUUCUGUGAAAAAACUGAAACAAGUUGGUAAACUGAGAGCUGCUCGCAUUGUGGCCCGUGCUAAGAGUGAGCGGCAACGUAGGCUUGCUGCAACUCAGCAGUCUCCUUUUGAUGGAAACAGCACGGCAAAGGUUAUUAUACCUAACCAGCCGAAGCAAGGCCAGGGAUAUAACCCAUUUGCUAAUCCUGAUCGCCAAAAGCUCUCUGCUCUUCUUAAUUGGGUGAAACUUGACCCCAAAUGGCGACAGAAGGUCAAAGGUUCAUCAAGUGAUUGGUUCUACAUACUACUAACUCCUAAAAAAUGGUUGAUUGACACGCACAUGGAUGCUGGCAUUAAUCUUUUAAGGCUCCGAUACACAAAGCACCCUGAAUGGUUUAGGUCGGACAGAAUUUGCAUGUUGGAUGCUGUAUUUACUCAAAUGUGGACAGCAAAGUACUCAGAGUUUCUGGCCUCUCCUGCCAAUCCUGACGGCUCAGGUAAACUACUCCCUCCUGGCGCCUUAGACUACUACACAGGCGAGGAACCAGCGUAUAGCAGAUCAAAUAAGACAUGGGCACUGGAGAUUCAUGAUAUAUAUGCACCAUUAUUGGUCAAGAACGAUCAUUGGGUAGCUUGCUGGAUAUCAAUCCCGAGGAGACGCAUAGUCAUUUGGGAUAGUGAUCUUGCUUACGCUACGGAUGCAGAAAUUGCUAAGGCCGUGAAGCCUAUUGCACACAUGCUGCCGUACAUGCUGCGUAUGUUAUCUACCGGUGCGGAGAGGGAGUUGUACACGGUUGAUUUCACACAUGAGCGUGAAUCCGGGGUGCCACAAAACAAACAAAGUGGUGACUGUGGAGUGUAUUGCUUGAAGUAUAUAGAAUGUCAUGCACUUGGCAUGCCAUUCCCACCUCAUGAGCUGUGUGAUAAGAAGAUCAAGACAAUCAGGUCUCAGAUGGCGAGUGAGAUAUUUGAUGAGACCAGGAUAAACAGCACAGAGAAACGUGAUUACAAGCAUCUCGGUGUCUAUGAAUAA